Molecule: messenger RNA, 939 nt
Organism: Homalodisca vitripennis (glassy-winged sharpshooter)
Lineage: Eukaryota; Metazoa; Arthropoda; Insecta; Hemiptera; Cicadellidae
Exons: 1
Coding region: 1-939 (312 amino acids)
Source: RefSeq, a predicted model, not a curated record
AUGGCACUCUGUGGCGUCUGCGGUAUUGUGUGUAGUGAUGCUAGCAGCAUUAAGUGCACUGCAUGUGAAAAUAGUUUUCAUCUUCAUUGUGUGAAAACUGAGAGCGAGGAAAAAAUCAAGCGGAAUACCAAGGACUGGAAGUGUGCUUCGUGUAAAGGUAAAUCAUCAACCCUUGGAAGUGUGAAAUCAAAUAUAUCAACUUCUGAUCCCUUGACGAAGGACUUCCUUAUCAAUGUCAUGGAGAGUUUCAAAAAGGAGGUUUUUAGUGAAAUAGCUGUUUUCAAAAAUGAAGUAACCGAGCUUUCUACAUCUGUGCAGUAUGUUUCCAAUAUGUUAGACGCAUCAAACCUAUUGAUGGAGGAGAUUAAAAAGAAGCUGACAGAAGUUCAAAAUGAAAACCAGGCGCUGAAGGCAAAUAACCAGGCCUUGAACAAUGAAGUUGUGGGACUGCGGGAGAGGAUGCGAAACCUAGAGCAAUACACCAGGGUGAACAACAUAGAGAUCAGCGAUGUGCCACAGUCGAAGGGUGAGAAUAUCACAGAUCUGCUGACGGAUGUGGGAGCAGCGCUUGGUGUGGAGGUAAAGGAGACGGAUGUGGCCGCUGCGCACCGGGUGCCCUCCUACAGAACCGACCGGGAGCCCUCCGUCAUCGUCCAGUUCACGGCCAGGAAGAUCAAGGAGCAGUGGAUGGCAGGGUUCCGGCAGAGGAAGAGUCUGACGGCUCGAGACAUCAACCAGCACUUCCCAGUUCAACGCGUGUUUGUCAACGACCAUCUCUCGCCGGAAAACAAGCAGUUCCUCUCCAAACUGAAGCAGAAGGGCCGAGAACUCGACUACAAGUUCAUCUGGUGCCGAGGCGGAAAAUUUUUUGCCAGGAAAGCCGAGGGUCAGCCAGUGAAGAAGAUUAACUCCUAUGAGGACAUGGACAGACUCAGUUAA